This is a messenger RNA of Paramecium pentaurelia, 228 nucleotides long. Lineage: Eukaryota; Ciliophora; Oligohymenophorea; Peniculida; Parameciidae. The record is from the annotation of a GenBank genome assembly.
AUGGGCAUUUUCCCAAUCGAGGAAAAUUUAACAGAAUGGGCAGAUACACAUUCCUUUGCUCCAGUUUUGGUUGUACUCUUAUGUUUGAUUAUUCAAGGAAAACAUGUAUUUGCAGAAUUAUAUGCUAAAUAGGUCUACUUCUAAUAAUUAGUCUAUAGGGUAUAUCCAUAUCUAAUUUUCAGUAGAACAAGUGGACAUGACAAUUUCCCAACAGUUAUUCUUGAGUGA